Messenger RNA from Wasmannia auropunctata (little fire ant), 1463 nucleotides. RefSeq names its product leucine-rich repeat-containing G-protein coupled receptor 4-like. The transcript has 3 exons. The record is from RefSeq and is a predicted model, not a curated record. Lineage: Eukaryota; Metazoa; Arthropoda; Insecta; Hymenoptera; Formicidae. Gene Ontology annotation, cellular component: extracellular matrix. The coding region runs from base 340 to 1353 and encodes 337 amino acids. Gene Ontology annotation, molecular function: protein binding.
AAUAUGUCGUGUAUUCUGGUUCAGAAGUCGUAUUCAGCACGAUAAUGUUCAGCUAUUAAUAAGCCGGAGCAACCGAUCACUGCACUCGUCGAAUCUUAUCUGCCCACGAGCAUUUUUACGUAUUUCCCAAUGAAUCCUUUGCAAGUAACUCGUCGCGAAUUGUAUACAAAGUUAAUAACAUAUGUGGACCGAGUGGCGCCUGAAUCUUUUAUCGUCGCACAUUGUAUAAAGUGUGAAAUCCUGAUACGGUCUUGUUAUUCGUCACCGAUAUAAUUCCUCGUCGUUUUCCGAAACUCCGGCGCAUACGAAGUUAGUGCACAAUCAGCCUCCGAGCACACCAUGUGCUUCCUCCUUCUCAUUUAUCUCCUCUUAUCGGGCAACGUCGCGGAUGUUUUCACGGAGGACGCCGACUGUCAGGUUUACAACCACCUGUAUGUCUGUUUGGGGAACGGCGACGUUCUUCACGGCGUCACCUUCGAGGACGUCAACGCCGUGCAGACGAUUGAGGAUAUCGAAUUGCAUCUGGAGAAUCUCGGGAUCGUUAACAUCGCCCGGAACGCCUUCGCCGAGGUCAGUAACUCAUCCGCGCUCUACACCCGCGAUAAUCGACUACCAAGUAUCAGCCGGCAUUACUUCGACGCCCUGGAUCAGCUCACCUACUUGGACCUGAGGAACAAUACGAUCACCAACGUGGAAGACGGUGCCUUCGCGAGUUUGAGCAAUCUGGAGACUCUGCUGCUGGAUCACAACAACAUCUCGGACCUGCGGCCUGGCGUGUGGAGGGGUCUCUCGGAGUUGCACGAGCUCUACAUCACCAACAACCGGCUUGCGUUGAGGAGGAACAUGUUCAAAGGUCUCAGGCAGCUGGAAACGCUGGUCCUGGACUCGAACGACAUACCGGAGAUACCGAUCGGCGCGUUCAACGGGCUGCCCCAUAUAGACCUUCUCUAUCUGUCGCGCAACAAGAUCUCGACUUUGCAUCCCGACAUGUUCCGCGGUCUCGGCGAGAUAAACGAACUCGACUUGGGCAGAAAUCGACUGAGGACAAUUCCCGCCAAUGUCUUUCGGCACGUGAAGUCGUUGAACUCGCUCUGGCUGAACGGCAAUCAGUUGACAGUGCUGAAGUCCGACACCUUCCAGGGUCUGGACAAUUUACUGUUUCUCUUCCUAAACAACAACGAUCUCCGUUACGUGGACAUGGCGGCAUUCGCGAGAAUGGAGAACGUAACCGUGGAUCCCGGCUUCAGAGUACGCGGCUCGUUAGUGGACGACUUCGGAAAAGUCCACGGUCAAUAUCAGUGCAGUAGCGUAGCGUAUCAGAUACCGUACAACUGUACGGAGAUUGAUUCGUAGAUUCCAGGAACCAGCUCAAAUUUUUAAAGGUUACGGCCAAGACAAUCCUCCUCAUCCUUGCUACUGGAAAACUUCCAUAGAUUAUGGCUGGCACGCACCGACAAUUCAUA